UGUACAGAUGAUAAAUACCCAACUGAGGACCGAGUCCAAUGUAACCUCAAAGUUAUAACCUUCCUUUCUUAUGAAGAAUAUUUGGGUAUCAUUCUGGUCUCUUUUGCCCUGCUUUUGUUCCUAACCACAGGCUUUAUUUUAGUCAUAUUCUUUAAAUACAGAGAAACCCCCAUCGUCAAAGCCAACAACCGGGACCUUUCUUACAUCCUCCUGGUCUCCCUCCUGCUUUGCUUCUUGACUUCUUUUCUCUUCAUUGGUCAAGCAAGGAAAGCCACCUGCCUUCUCCGGCAAACCAUUUUCAGCAUAAUCUUCUCAGUUGCCAUUUCUUCUCUCUUAGCCAAAACAAUCACAGUGGUGCUGGCUUUCCUGGCUACAAAACCAGGAAACCAAGUGAAGAGAUGGCUGGGGAAGAGCUUGGCCAACUCCAUCAUCCUCUCUUGUUCUGCUGUCCAAAUUAUCAUCUGUUCCAUCUGGCUUGGUGUUUCUCCCCCAUUCCCUGACUCUGACUUCCACUCUCAGCCUGGAAUGAUCAUACUGCAGUGUAAUGAAGGGUCUGUUGCCAUGUUCUACAUCACUCUUAGUUACAUGGGCUUCUUAGCUGCCAUCUGCUUCACGGUGGCUUUCCUAGCCAGGAAUCUCCCUGGGGCCUUCAACGAAGCCAAGCUGAUCACCUUCAGCAUGCUGGUCUUCUGCAGUGUCUGGGUGAGUUUUGUGCCCACCUACCUGAGCACCAAAGGGAAAUAUAUGGUGGCUGUGCAGGUCUUCUCCAUCUUUUCCUCCAGUGCUGGGCUGCUUGGCUGCAUCUUCAUCCCAAAGUGCUACAUUAUCAUUCUGAGGCCAGACCUGAAUACAAAGGAACAGCUUACAACCAGAAGAAAUAUAGAAAUGUGA
Pseudonaja textilis is the source of this 891-nucleotide messenger RNA. The record is from RefSeq and is a predicted model, not a curated record. Lineage: Eukaryota; Metazoa; Chordata; Lepidosauria; Squamata; Elapidae.